Trichomycterus rosablanca is the source of this 967-nucleotide messenger RNA. RefSeq names its product phospholipid phosphatase 4 (gene plpp4). Gene Ontology annotation, biological process: phospholipid metabolic process; phospholipid dephosphorylation. Lineage: Eukaryota; Metazoa; Chordata; Actinopteri; Siluriformes; Trichomycteridae. The record is from RefSeq and is a predicted model, not a curated record. The transcript has 7 exons. Gene Ontology annotation, molecular function: phosphatidate phosphatase activity. The coding region runs from base 107 to 967 and encodes 286 amino acids.
CGAUACUGAAACGGUAAAGGACGCCAACGGACCGCAAAUGAGUUUUCCACUGAUUUGGUAUUACAUCUGUAUUUGCUGAGAAAGAAGAAUCAAUCAAGAGAAGAUCAUGAAGAUGUCUCCUCCAGACCGAAGGAAAAACAUCCGCGACCUGGCGCUGGAGAUCGGGAUCCGAGUGCUGCUGUUCGGAGUUUUUGUGUUUACAGAGUUCCUCGAGCCAUUUGAGAGAGUUAUUCAACCCGAGGAGCUGUGGCUCUACAAGAACCCACUGGUGGAAUCGGACCUCAUUCCCAAAAGGGUCAUGUUUGCUAUUUCAUUCCUGACCCCUCUGGCAGUGAUCUUUGUGGUAAAGAUAAUACGACGGACAGAUAAGACUGAAAUUAAAGAGGCAUGUCUGGCUGUGUCUCUCACACUGGCACUGAAUGGGGUCUUCACAAACACCAUAAAAUUAAUAGUGGGCAGACCAAGGCCUGAUUACUUCCACCGGUGUUUCCCUGAUGGCCAGGUGAACUCUAAAAUGUUGUGCACAGGCGAACCGGACCUGGUGUCUGAGGGCCGCAAGAGUUUUCCCAGCAGUCACUCUUCCUUUGCUUUCUCUGGCCUGGGCUUCACCUCCUUCUACCUGGCAGGUAAACUGAAGUGUUUUACUGAUAGUGGGCGUGGACGCAGCUGGCGCCUCUGUGCCAUGAUUCUGCCCCUGUACAGUGCCAUGAUGAUUGCCCUGUCUCGCACCUGUGACUACAAACACCACUGGCAAGAUGCUUUUGUGGGUGGCGUGAUUGGCCUAUUCUUUGCUUACCUCUGCUACCGGCAGCACUACCCGUCAUUUCUGCAUACAGACUGCCAUCUGCCCUAUGCCAGCCUGUCACAGUGUACCUCCAAGCAUGUGGUACUCUCCCAAGAGGCACCUAAGACUGUGGACAACGCCACCAGUCUGCCUCUGGAGGGCAUCACAGAGGGGCCCGUAUGA